Rhizoctonia solani is the source of this 966-nucleotide messenger RNA. RefSeq lists its product as uncharacterized. The transcript is spliced from 3 exons. Bases 1 to 966 code for a protein of 321 amino acids. The record is from RefSeq and is a predicted model, not a curated record. NCBI's taxonomy places the organism in Eukaryota, Fungi, Basidiomycota, Agaricomycetes, Cantharellales, Ceratobasidiaceae.
AUGGAUCAGGGUGAAGGCAAGAGUCCAGAUGGGAGCGAAUACGAUAAGAGACGAACUGAGCUGGAACAGGUUGAGGCACUAGCCAAGCAUGCGUUUGGGACUCAGAGCGCGCGUUUUGGCUCUACAACGUCCUUGGGCGUGGAAAAAACCUGCGGACAAGGCAAUGACAACACAAACAGGGAGGACAAGCUUGAACAAAUUGUUUACCCAUGUCUGUUACGAUACAUGGCCAAGCAGGCGACCAAGGAGAAGCAAACCUUCCAGGACUUAAUUGACAAAUACAAGGCUUUGAAUGUCAUUUCUGACGUACGCGAUUUCCUUACACGCCGAUUGGGAGUCCCUAGACACAACAGCUUUGUUUCCCAAAACAACUACGUGAAUGUCUGGCACAAAAUUUAUCUAUUCCAUUCUCCCCCCUUGUUUGCCCCUUUCGAUCCCGUUAAGCGAGACGUAGUACGUGCAAGUGCACCUGAGGUUAGUCCUAGUGGACGGGUUCGUCGGGCUGGUGUCUGGGAUGUUGCGUUGUACGUGGAAAAGCCCAACCGCCUGCGUUCUUUUUCAGACACAAAUGAAAAACACGGGAUUCACCGAUAUCGUGCAGGACGAGUACGUGCCUUAUUCACACUCCCUGCGCACCUACGCUUCUAUUAUAGUGGUGAAUUGGCAUACCUUGAGCUUUUUGAGUCGUUCGACGUUUCUGCAUCUCCUUUCACAAAGCUUUACUCAACCCGGCCCGAUUUCGAUUCGAAGGGUCUUUGUCAAACCCUUGUUAUUCCAGUUACCGACAUAGUCUUUGCCACGCACCUCGUCCCUAAAUUCCAUACGAUCGAGAAUCAACUGGAGCUUAAUCGCUACGUUGAUCUUCUCGAUACUCGCGGGAACUUUUGGCUUAAUCAUUACUACAAUCAUCACUUCUACCAGUACAUUCAGUAUUGGAGGCGUCACCGGCCGCGCCUCCAAGAUUGA